This is a messenger RNA of Solanum stenotomum, 880 nucleotides long. RefSeq lists its product as uncharacterized. The transcript is spliced from 6 exons. Bases 56 to 784 code for a protein of 242 amino acids. The record is from RefSeq and is a predicted model, not a curated record. Lineage: Eukaryota; Viridiplantae; Streptophyta; Magnoliopsida; Solanales; Solanaceae.
CAAACAUAAAAACUCUUGAUUACCAACAUAUUAUUCGAUCCAUAAUUACAUAUCGAUGACAAAAUCCAUUAGUAUUUUGCAAAGUUGUACAAGUAUGAACAAUGCCUGCAAGUCCCAUUAUAGCUCUAAUAGUAGUUUUAGCUUGAAAGAACUUAAUCUCAAAUGCUUUGGAGGCCAACAACAUAGCUUGCCACUUUUCACCUCCAAAAAAGGACGUCUACAUGGUGAUAUAAUUAAGAGGAAGUUUGUGGUAUGCUGCAAUGGUUCCUUGCCUACUCCUCCCUCUUCAAAUCCAUUGAAUGGCUGGGUUAUAGGAAUCCUACUAUCAAUAGCUUUACCAUUCUUCCGCUUCAAAUGGGGUUCAUUAUUGCAAAUCAAAAAUAAGGUGGAAGAUGUAAUAGAAACAAUAGAAGAAGUGGUAGAUGGGGUGGAGAUGAUGGCUGAGAAAAUAGAUGAAGUAGCUGAAAAUAUUGGGAGUGUUUUACCAGAAAGCCAACUCAAAAAUGUUCUUAAAGCUGUUGAAGAUUUCUCAGAAGAUACAGCUGAGGUUGCUCAUGCUGCUGGAGAUAUCAUUGAUCAGAUCCAAGGGGAGGACGUAGAGUUGGUUGAAGAAGUUGAUUUGCCAAAAGAACAACUCAAAGAUCUCUCAGAAAAAACAGCCAAGGUUGCUCAUUCAGCUGAAGAUUUGAAAGAUAAGGUACAAGAGGUGGGGCUUAAAGCGGAAGAGAUCUCAGAGAAGAAGUUGGUUGAAUCCGUUAAAGAGGAGGCCAAUAAAAGUUUAUAACACCUUGUAUUAAAAUAAAUAUAGGUCCCUCUAUAUAGGUUUAUAACACUUCUAGUCAUUUGAUUUUUGAUAAAUACUAAUAGUAGUUUUAAUUCU